Molossus molossus (Pallas's mastiff bat) is the source of this 933-nucleotide messenger RNA. Its product is annotated as olfactory receptor 10J1-like. Bases 1 to 933 code for a protein of 310 amino acids. NCBI's taxonomy places the organism in Eukaryota, Metazoa, Chordata, Mammalia, Chiroptera, Molossidae. Gene Ontology annotation, cellular component: membrane. The transcript has a single exon. Gene Ontology annotation, biological process: G protein-coupled receptor signaling pathway. Gene Ontology annotation, molecular function: G protein-coupled receptor activity; olfactory receptor activity. The record is from RefSeq and is a predicted model, not a curated record.
AUGAAGAGACAGAACCACACAGUGGUGAGUGAAUUCUUUUUCCAGGGUUUUUCCAGCUUUCAUGAACACAAGCUUACUCUGUUUGUGGUAUUUCUCACCUUGUAUGUUUUAACCCUGACUGGCAAUGUCAUCAUUGUGAUAAUUAUCAGCAUAGAUCAUCAUCUUCACACCCCCAUGUACUUCUUUCUUAGUAUGCUUUCAACGUCUGAAACUAUGUACACGUUGGUCAUUGUGCCACAAAUGCUCUCCAGCCUCAUAGAACCAGGCCGACCCAUUUCCUUGGCUGGUUGUGGCACCCAGAUGUUCUUUUUUAUCACUUUGGCCAUCAACAACUGCUUUCUACUCACAGCAAUGGGGUAUGAUCGUUAUGUGGCCAUCUGCAAACCCUUGAGGUACACAGUCAUCAUGAACAAAAAGGUUUGUUCCCAGCUGGUAUGGGGGGCCUGCAGCAUUGGGCUUCUUGUGGCCAUAAUUCAGGUUUUCGCUGUGUUCAGGCUGCCCUUUUGUGAUAAAGAGGUGGCCCAUUAUUUCUGUGACAUCCGCCCAGUUAUGAAACUCUCCUGUGCUGACACCAAUCUACAUGACAUAAUUAAUUUCAUUGUCAGCUCACUUGUUAUUGUGGUGCCCAUGGGUUUGGUCUUUAUCUCCUACGUCCUUAUCAUCUCCACCAUCCUCAAGAUUGCCUCAACUAAGGGCCAAAGGAAGGCUUUUGCAACUUGUGCCUCUCACCUCACUGUGGUCAUUGUCCACUAUGGCUGUGCCUCCAUUGCCUACCUCAAGCCUGAGUCAGAGAACACCAGAGAUCAGGACCAGCUGAUCUCAGUGACCUACACCGUUUUUACUCCUCUCCUUAAUCCCGUGGUGUACACUCUGAGAAACAAGGACGUCAAGGAUGCCCUUCGCCGUGCUAUCCGCCAAAAGCCUCUUGCCUAG